CAGCCAAGAGUCAGGCAGCAAGCCAGCACCAGCAAGCUGCAACUGCGAGCAGCGAGCCCCAUCCCGAGUCCCGACCGGCCACCGCCUGCCCCCUCCGGCCCUCCCGGCCUCCCCCCUUCUCUCUCUCCUCCGCCCCCACCCCGCUCGCGUGAGGGCGACAGGUGUCGGGCAUGCGGCCGCCACGUUCUCCCCGGCCGCCGCCACGUCCCCACUCCCCCUCCCACCACCGCCGCCGCCGCCUCCUCAUCUACCUCGUUGCCGCCCCACUCCUCUACUUCGCCAUCCUGACACCAGCCCUCGCCGCCGCCGCGGCACCUCCAGCACCACCAGCAGAAGGGGAUUCGGGCGGAGAAGGCGGCAUCAUCAGGACAAGGACCAGGACCGCCGUCGCCUGGCCCGCCAUGGCAUGGCCAUCAAAAUGUACAUGGCUGCCCUUACCAAACAAUGCGAGGUGUCAUUCAUAUACUCUUGUUUCCAGAUACCACAAGAUUUGGAAGGACACAAAGGGAGUUGUUUCUGCAACAGAAGUUCUGAAGAAAGAACCAGUUAGCGAUGUGAUUGCUUUAAAGGAUUCUAUGAAGUACUUCGAUGCAAAUUUCUUCAGCGAUUCAAAACUACGUGAGAUGGAAGAUGGUGCAAAAGAAUUUAAUGUACCUGCAUUCAGAGAAAAUCGGAAAUUGGUCGCCUUGGAGAAUGGUGGGUUACAUAACCCUUCUGUUCUACUCUUCAAAUCAUCAUGGAGUGGCGACAGCAUUAUAAGUGAGACUAGAACUUUUAACUACCCUGGUGCGCCUGCAGUACAUCGUCCAAGUAAUGAUGAAGAUAUUGCCUUUAUGUCGGUAAUUGAGCUCGGGGAGCUUGUUAGGACAAAGCAAAUAACAUCGCGUGAACUUACGAAUAUAUUUCUGAGGAGAUUAAAGAGGUACAAUCCUGUUCUUGAAUCUGUUGUUACUUAUACUGAAGAUUUAGCAUACAAACAAGCAAAAGAGGCAGAUGACUUGCUGGCACAAGGAAAAUAUCUUGGUCCUUUGCAUGGUAUUCCAUAUGGCCUGAAAGAUAUAAUUGCAGUACCACACUACAAGACCACUUGGGGCUCAAGGACUUUUAAGAACCAAGUUCUCGAUACGGAAGCAUUUGUGUACAAAAGACUUAAGUCAGCUGGAGCCGUCCUUGUAGCCAAGCUUGUUACAGGCUCGCUCGCCUAUGAUGAUAUAUGGUUUGGCGGGAGGACACGAAAUCCCUGGAACAUUGAGGAAUUUUCUACUGGUUCAUCAGCAGGUCCAGCGGCUAGCACCUCUGCAGGAAUGGUUCCAUUUGCAAUUGGUUCAGAAACUGCAGGAUCCAUAACAUACCCUGCUGCUAGAUGUGGAGUAACAGCAUUGCGCCCAACAUUUGGAACAGUUGCACGGACUGACGUCAUGAGCAUAUCUGAGAGUUUGGAUAAGCUUGGUCCUUUCUGCAGGAGCGCAGUAGAUUGUGCUAUUGUGCUAGACGCAAUUCGUGGAAAGGAUGCCGGUGAUCCUUCAUCUCGUGAGGUUGCUUUGGGUGAUCCAUUUCAUGUCGACAUCACAAAACUCACCGUUGGCUAUCUUGAUGACGCUGAAAUGGAGGUUGUUGAUGUUCUUUCCUCUAAAGGUGUCAAGCUGGUCCCUUUCAAGUUAAACUACACUGUAGAAUCAGUUCAGUCCAUCCUGAACAUAACGAUGGAUGUCGAUAUGCUUGCGCAUUUUGACAACUGGCAGCGUGAAGGACAUGACGAUGACUAUGAGGCGCAAGACCAAUGGCCAGUAGAGCUUCGUCGUGCACGGUUGAUCCCAGCAGUUGACUAUAUACAGGCGCAGCGAGCACGGGGCAAGCUGAUCCACGAAGUCAGAGAUAGCUUCACUGUUGACGCGUUCAUCGGCAACGUGACCGACUGGGAGCGCGUCUGUCUCGGAAACCUUGUUGGUAUGCCGGUAGUCGUGGUGCCAACGGGCUUGAAGACCAUUGAGGACCCACCGAAAGGUGGCACAAGGAGAAGAACCACCGUGACGACAGGCAUAUAUGCUCCCCCUGACCAUGACCACAUUGCUUUGGCACUGGCGAUGGCUUACCAGUCCGCCACCGGUCACAACAAACAGCGGCCGCCAAUCGACGAUCUGGGGCCGAAUGACAGCAUACACAGGUAGGGCAACCUGUUCAUGAAGUGAGUCUCCAUGGCAAGCUGAAAAGAGAUGUACCGUAGCAAGAUUCAGAAAAUUAGAAGGCCCCUAAAAGGCCAGAAAUUUGCUGUCAUCUCGCGUUCCAGUGGACCCAGUCUUGCCUGAACUUCCAGAAUCGUAAUGGCUGGGCUGCCAUUUCUUCUAGUUCAGUGUAUGGGCUGUAUGCUGGCCUGCUGCAAUCAUUCUACACAUAGGCUUUUCUUUUUGUUUGUAUUUUUGCAGUUCUUUUUUGCAGUUUGACAAAAGGCAGGAUAUGCAUCUUGUUUGUUUGCAUUUUUUUGACAAAAAGGAACAGAAAACUUUACCCUUUGAAUGUCAUUGAUUAGCCCAUGCAUGGUCUGAGCAUUUCUGGGCUGGGAGGACGCGUCGUGCUGGGCUUAUGAAAAGCCUAAAUCCUUUUUUAGGACUGAAAUAUUCACCCAGGCCCAUCCAGUAUACCAGCGAGUUUGCCAAAAUUGGGAUGGGGCGACCAGAUUUUCAUUGGGCUGCAAAGGUGCUUUACGGGCUUGCCCAGCACUCUGUGCUUUACCAAGGCUUCGUUUGGAUGUUGGUAUUGAGGCGAAGGAAUUGCAUGGAUGUUGGUAUUGAGGUGAAGGAAUUGCAUUGGGUAGGAAUACCAAAUCUGAGUGGAAAUGGAAAUGGCGUGCAAUGCCAAUGUUGUUGCUUGGAUGUGUAUGUAAUUGGUAGUUAGAAUUAAAGGGUAGCAGCCAAUUUCAAUUCUUGUUUGGAUGUACAAACUGUUGAAUUCUAUAUUUUGAAGAGUCUAGACAGUACACAACAUUGUACAUGUA
Molecule: messenger RNA, 2992 nt
Organism: Setaria italica (foxtail millet)
Lineage: Eukaryota; Viridiplantae; Streptophyta; Magnoliopsida; Poales; Poaceae
Product: glutamyl-tRNA(Gln) amidotransferase subunit A
Exons: 13
Coding region: 171-2168 (665 amino acids)
Molecular function (GO): catalytic activity
Source: RefSeq, a predicted model, not a curated record